This is a messenger RNA of Neltuma alba, 1276 nucleotides long. Its product is annotated as MLP-like protein 28. Bases 22 to 942 code for a protein of 306 amino acids. The record is from RefSeq and is a predicted model, not a curated record. NCBI's taxonomy places the organism in Eukaryota, Viridiplantae, Streptophyta, Magnoliopsida, Fabales, Fabaceae. Gene Ontology annotation, biological process: defense response. The transcript has 3 exons.
ACAAACAGAAAAGAAAGAAAGAUGGCUCACUUAUUCGGGAAGGUUGAAGCAGAUGUUCAUCUUAAUGCUUCUGCUGAGAAGUUUCAUGAAAUGUUCAGCAGCAAUCCUCAUCACAUUGCCAACCUUGCUCCUGGGAAAGUCAAGGCUGUGACUACGCAACAAGGUCAUUUCGGACAAGUUGGCUCUGUCCUUGUCUGGAAUUAUGUUCUUGAUGGGAAGACCUGCGUGGCCAAGACUGUGAUUGAAGCCAUAGACCCAGCAAAGAACUCAAUCACUUUGAAGAUAACAGAAGGCGAUGUACUUGAACAUCUCAAGAGCUUCAAAGCCACGAUUCAAGCCAUUCCAAAGGAAAAGGGAAGUGUGGUCCACUGGACUUAUGAGUACGAAAAGCUUCAGGGACAAAUCCCAGAUCCUCAUUCUCUGCUGCAGCUCGCAUCUGAGGUUAGCAGAGACAUUGAUUCACACCUCACACAAGGACAAGACGAUCAUGAGGAACAGUUACUUGGGAAGGUGGAAGUUGAUGUUCACAUUGAUGCUUCUGCAGACAAGUUUCAUGAAUUGAUGACCUCCAAGCCACACCACAUUCCUAAUAUUUCUCCUGCCAACGUUCAACAUGCUGCUACAGAUGCAAACUGGGGCAAACUCGGUUCUGUCAUUACCUGGCACUAUGUCCAUGAGGGGAAAAACUGUGUGGAUAAGGAGAAGAUCCAUGCCGUAGAUGCGAGCAAGAACUUAAUCACUUUGAGAGUUGUGGAGGGAGAUAUCCUGAAGGAUUUCAAGAGCAUGGACAUAACACUGCAGGCAGCUCCAAAGGAUAAAGGGAGUUUGGUGCACAUCACCAUGGAAUAUGAGAAGCUGAAAGGUCACAUUCCUGAUCCUCACACUCUCACAAAGUUGGUCGCUGAUGUUACAAGAGAGAUAGGUUCUCAUCUUGCCCUCUAGUCCCCACCCUUAUUCUAAGCCUGUCCAUCGAGAUAACAUAUGGUGGGUAAAUCAUGGGAUUUGAAUCUUAAUUAAAGUCCUAAUAAAGUGCGUAUUAUCAUAAGUUAUAUAUGAGUAAAAACAGGUUCAGUCAGAAGUUGUAAUGCUUGAUGACGACGAGCUUGUUCUUAUGUAUUGCAAUUAUGUUAGCUGCUGUUCUUGUAUAUAUGUGUGAUGGAAGACUUGAUAUUAUUCAUGGUUGAGUGGGUAGGUUCUGUUUGGUUGUUAUAUCUAUCAAGUGCACUUUAUGAUUAUCAAAUUUAUAAAUAGGAUUGAAUUUGUGAAUUUUCCUAUA